AUCCGAAGGGAACCGACCCUGAACUGGAGAGCAAGCUGCAAGAGUUGAUUGCUCAGGUCAAGGCCGGUGUUGCUCGCGCAGCUAGCGCUGCUACUUGAGACAUGGGACGUUGAUGGAUGGUUUGGUCCGAGGUGGCCUGGUUAUGAAUUACGAUAUAACGAGGUAGUUAGUAUAACAGUAUGGAUAUGGCGAUAGGACAUUGGCCCGGUUGGGCAUGGAGUUUAACUAAUGAAAGUGUGCAUUAUUUACGUUGUCUCUCCCUUCUCAGUUCAUCGAGUUCUUGCUCUAGUUAUUCCCUCCCAGGGAAGGGAGAUGGGCUGAGACACCGAAUCAAAUCACAUGAUGCGCAACCUCCAUCUCCCUUGGGGCUGGUUGCAUCGUACCCCUGCCAGUCAGCUUGGAGAGCCGGUCCGGAAGCUGAGCUGACGCUGAUCCCGCCGGGAGGACCCAAUGUAAUGCGCCACUCCCGCCCGGGGCGCCGACUUCUCGCCCUCACUCGAAAUACGGCGUCCAGACAACCACACGACAUGGUGUGUAUGGCGCGCCCGUCCAUUUUUCUCGCACAAGAGUGGCUGGCACAGUUCCCCAAAGUUCGUGCACAUCGCUCGGCUCGUGUCACCUGUGUGGACAUCAAGGCAGAGACGAGUGCAUCUCCUCAGUCCCAGUACUUGGCAUUACGGGAAGCUUACACGCCGAGCCAUUUACAGAUAGGAAGCCGGUGGCAACGGACAGACACGGCCCAAUGGUGCCACGAGAAUGCGUCCGGGAUAACAAGAUCGUGGUUUCCCUCGGAAACCUCCUAAGCGAGCUUGAUGUUGUGUAAACCAGAACCGGCCAGUCCCCGCCCGCAAGCAAGCAAUAUGUCAGCAUACGCCGGCAAGCUGUUGGCGCAGUCGUGUAAGCCGUAAUUGCGCUGGUUGCUGGGACGGGCCGAGCCCCAGGGACAGAAUUGGUCGCGUUGGCCGGUGAGGUUGAGAGUCAAUCUCGACACGUCUCUGAGAUACGUGCCGGUUGUGUUGGCCAUGUGUCGCCGGUGAUGUGCGAUUAUCUACGGGGACCAAGGCGG
Chaetomium fimeti is the source of this 1066-nucleotide messenger RNA. RefSeq lists its product as uncharacterized. The transcript has a single exon. Lineage: Eukaryota; Fungi; Ascomycota; Sordariomycetes; Sordariales; Chaetomiaceae. The record is from RefSeq and is a predicted model, not a curated record. The coding region runs from base 180 to 803 and encodes 207 amino acids.